Molecule: messenger RNA, 528 nt
Organism: Glarea lozoyensis ATCC 20868
Lineage: Eukaryota; Fungi; Ascomycota; Leotiomycetes; Helotiales; Helotiaceae
Exons: 2
Coding region: 1-528 (175 amino acids)
Source: RefSeq, a predicted model, not a curated record
AUGGGGCAACUGAUAAGCAAGAAAGAGCAGACUUCAACCACCACUGCGACUAAAACGACGAGACCUCGACAGCUGUUUCCGAACUCUCGACGAUAUCCUCAACUCGAGAGAGAGAUAGGGACAAGUGAGAGACAUCCGGUUCCGUUGAUUCCUACACACCGAGAUGUCAGACAACGUCGCCGAGUUUCGAGAAGAGAGUUUAGCCACAGUCAAGAUCAUAUCUCCAAUGGUCGCUCCCGUUCGUCAACUAUGAGUCUCCCAGUAGGCGAGGAAGCAGACACUAGACAGCACAUUGACACAACAUCACGUCGACGGCGUAUCCGCCAUUAUUAUCAAACAUCAAUAUCUAGCGAAUCUUCAUACACACCUGAAGCACCAGAGCCAAUUGUUGGACGUUCUGCGCCCCAGGAAAAAUCCCAGGAGUCAUACGUAGUGGAACAGCAAGACCAGAAUUCCAGAGUAAAGAAAUUCGCAGGGAAAGCACCGAAUCGGCGUAGAAACGAGACUAGUUCUAGUGAGACCAUAUAG